CAUAGAGAGUGAAACUAACGAAAGCGUGCUUUCGAGAAAAAACAACCCAUCUUUAGUUGAUCAUAGUUCUUGAAGCUUAACUCAAGUUUCUGUAUACUUGAUCAUCUGUUCUCGAAGAAGUUGAAGAAGAUGGCUGCUUAUUUAGAUGAAUAUGUCAUGCGAAUGACCACUCCCAGGGUCAGGGUCGACAAUGCUGGUUGUGCUAAUGCCACUCGUGUUAUGAUUGACAGUGCAAGAAAACAUGAAACUCUUCUAGAAGCAAUUCAAGUUCUCACAGAUCUGGACUUGUUGAUCAAGAAAGCUUAUAUUUCUGCUGAUGGAAAAUGGUUCAUGGAUGUUUUUCAUGUGACUGAUUUGGAUGGAAACAAGAUAAGCGAUGAGAGUGUGAUCAACUACAUCGAAAAGUCUCUAGGUAAAAUCCAUUGUGUUGAUUCCAAAAGCAUCGAGGGUUUAACAGCAUUAGAGCUGACAGGAACAGAUAGGGUCGGUUUACUCUCGGAGGUUUUUGCAGUCUUAUCUGAUCUGCAAGUUAAUGUGGUUGAGUCUAAGGUGUGGACACACAAUGGCAGAAUUGCUUCUUUAAUUUAUGUUAAGGAUUGUGAUUCGGGGUUUACAAUUGAGGAUGAAUUCAAGAUUGAUGGGGUUGAAGCGCGGUUGAGGAAUGUGCUCAAGGGGGAUACAGAUAUUAGAAGUGUUAAAACUUUGGUUUCUUUGGAAGUUACUCAUACAGAAAGAAGACUUCAUCAGAUGAUGUUUGCUGACCGUGAUUAUGAAUGUAAACCGAUAAUGAGGACUAAUGGCGAUUCCCCAAUUGUGAUCAUCCAAAACUUGGAGCGGGGUUAUUCUGGCAUCAAUGUUUAUUGUGAGGAUCGACCUAAGCUCCUGUUUGAUGUAGUCUGCACUUUAACUGAUAUGGAUAUCGUUGUCUUCCAUGCGACUCUCAACACAACUGGGGACAGAGCUAAUAUGGAAUUCUUUGUUAGACAUACAAAUGGAACACUGAUUAGCUCAGAAGUUGAAAGGCGAUUCAUUCUUUGCUUACGUGCUGCUAUUGAAAGAAGAGCAUCUGAGGGCGUGCGGUUAGAGCUAAGUGCAGAUGACAGACCAGGAUUACUAGCUGAUGUAAUGAGAACCUUCAGAGAAGGCGGUCUCAAUGUUACAAGGGCUGAGAUCUCGACAACAUGUGAAACAGCUCAAAACGUCUUCUAUGUAACAGACGCGAUAGGGAAUGCUGCUGAUACGAAGAUUAUUGAAUCCGUCAGACAGAAAAUCGGACAUAGUAGGCUUAAAGUGAAGGAACUGCCUUUGAUAUAUCAUUGUAAGGCAGAAAUGGAUGAUGAACCACCUUCUACUAGCUUUAGUGGGGCAUUGCUGGUAUCACUCGGGAGCCUAGUGAGAAGGAAUCUACACUAUUUGGGAUUACUGAUCAGGUCAUAUUCUUGAAUGAUUAGAGGCAACUUUGUUGGCAAAUACUUUGCUUCAAGAGUGAGAUUUUGUAAAUAGAUUAGGAAAAGAUUAAAAGGGUGAGAACUGUUAAUUGUGAUAACAACUUGGAAAUGUGGUACAACGAAAAUAGUUAUGAAAGUGUAUUUAGCUUUACUAGAUUAGGUAGGUUUCUAAAAUCAGAAGAGAUUACUUAUGUCACCGAAUCACCAAUAUAUUACAAAUUUGCAUCUGUGAAUAGCGGCCCUUGUUAAUAUAAAUUUUGGUGGCUGACUUGUGAAUAUA
Messenger RNA from Daucus carota subsp. sativus, 1728 nucleotides. RefSeq names its product ACT domain-containing protein ACR8. Lineage: Eukaryota; Viridiplantae; Streptophyta; Magnoliopsida; Apiales; Apiaceae. The coding region runs from base 130 to 1443 and encodes 437 amino acids. The transcript is spliced from 7 exons. The record is from RefSeq and is a predicted model, not a curated record.